GCCCAAUAAGACUGAGUCAUUGCUGACUACCUUCCAUCAAUAUCCACAGCUUCCAUCUUGCUCCUACUGUACUUCUAUCAACGUUUGGAAAAAGCAGAAAAUCACGGACAGUUCAGCAUCAAAUCAAAUGUCGACUCCUGCGAACCCUUCGGUAGGUUGGAUCGGUCUCGGCUCGAUGGGUCUGGCCAUGGCUCUCAACGUCCAAAAGCAUCUCAAAGCCACAGAAUCGCCAGACUUGCACUAUUGGAACCGCACGAUUUCGAAAGGAGACGAGUUGAAAGAGAUAGGGGGCAAGCCUUUUGGCAGUCCCUUGGCAGUGGUCUUGAACAGUGGCGUGGUGUUCAUAUCUGUCAGCGAUGAUCAGACCUUGAAGUCGGUUGUCGACCAGAUAGUAUGUGCUGGUCAACUCCUCACUGGUACCAUCUUUGUAGACACAACCACUAUUCACCCGGAAACCACUAGAGCUGUGUCGAGACGGCUCGAGCAAUUCGGUGCCGUUUACAUCGCCGCACCUGUCUUUGGCUCUACACCUGUCGCCCAAGCCGGUCAGCUUCUCGUUGCUGCUGCCGGUCGCAAAGACGCUGUUAAUAGAAUCGAGCCGUAUCUAACGGGCGUCAUUGCCAGAGGGGUGAUCCGAGUUGGCGAAGAUCCAGCGCAAGCACUUCUUCUCAAGACAACGAGCAAUAUUCUGACGGCAGGCAUGAUGUACCUGAUCUCCGAAGCACACACUCUGGCUGAGAAGUCUGGUCUCCCGUCAUCAGUCCUCGAGUCGCUCAUUGAGCAAAAUCUGGGCACUUAUGCGCAUGGUGUGUCGAAGAGGCUAACAAGUGGUGCUUAUUUACCAGCCGAAGGACAAGCACCGCAGAGUAGCCUGGAACUUGGGAUCAAGGAUGUGCAGCAUGGUGUCGAUUUGGCGAAGAGCAAGGGUAUGAAGCUGGAUGUUGGAGAGGUUUAUGUGACUGCCGCGAACAAGGCAAAAGAAUGGAGUGCGAAUCAGGGGCGGGCGUUGGAUAGCAGCAGUGUCUUCGGUAUCGUGAGGAAGAGGGCUGGCCUGGCCUUUGAGAAUGAGUAUGUGCAAAAGAGAGAUGCACAGAAGAGAAAGAUGAAUGAUGAUGAUCGCAUACGGCUUGCAUAUAGCACGAUCUAAUUUUGUAUAGAUGAUGAAAGUGAAGGUCCAUCACUUCCUCUUUCACUGCGUAUCUGCACUACAUGCGCGUUAGUAUGGGUCGCAGCAUUCUCCUUAAAGUAUCUCGCUUUCCUCUGAUUAAUUUAAAUCAAUACCUCAC
Molecule: messenger RNA, 1286 nt
Organism: Didymella exigua CBS 183.55
Lineage: Eukaryota; Fungi; Ascomycota; Dothideomycetes; Pleosporales; Didymellaceae
Product: NAD(P)-binding protein
Exons: 2
Coding region: 128-1147 (339 amino acids)
Molecular function (GO): oxidoreductase activity, acting on the CH-OH group of donors, NAD or NADP as acceptor; NADP binding
Source: RefSeq, a predicted model, not a curated record